Saccoglossus kowalevskii is the source of this 1358-nucleotide messenger RNA. RefSeq lists its product as uncharacterized. The record is from RefSeq and is a predicted model, not a curated record. Gene Ontology annotation, molecular function: zinc ion binding. NCBI's taxonomy places the organism in Eukaryota, Metazoa, Hemichordata, Enteropneusta, Harrimaniidae.
GCAACAUUACAUUGACAGAUAAGGAAGAAACUGAUUGAACCAAACUGGGUAACACUGUGUCAGGUCCGUGGGGGUGUCCAUCUAUAAGUUACUGUUGCCACUCUAAUAGAUGUGGUGAAGGCCAUGACAGGCACUGUCUUCUAAAGGAAUAUUCAUAUCCAGCUGCUAUGAGUGCCUCUAACCCAUCACAAAACGAUGGCUGUCUGGAGGAGCCAAGGGGAUACUACUGCUCAAUAUGUUACCAUGGCUACAAGAGAGACGGGCAGUAUGUCCCAAGAAAUCUCAACUGUGGACACACUUUUUGUACCGAAUGUCUCAAGAAACUGAGUGUAGUUCAGCGGGCUGGUAUUAUCACAUGUCCAACAUGUAAGGCUGCAACUGUUCUAGGUUUUGCUAAUGAUACCAGGAAGCUACCUAAGAACUAUGCAUUGUUGGAAAUCUUGGAAGGAUUAGAGGAAGCUGCAGUAUCUGCCGGCAAAGGAGCAAGUCUAGUCCCUCCUCCAUCAUCUCAGGCAUCCGAGGAUGAGGAAACAUCAUUACAAAAUAAUCCUGAAUUAUUUUGCCAGAGUCAUGAAAAAGAACCCAAGAAAGUAUACUGUAUCACUGAUAAACAAAAAAUCUGUAUUUAUUGUCAAGUAUAUGGUAGUCACCAAGGACACGAAUGUCAGCUACUGUCAGUAGUAGCUGAUGAAAAACGAAAGAAUGUGUCCAGUUUAGCUGAAACACUGUCUAAGCAACAUGAUCGCUUCUGUGAAAAAAGAAAACAGUUAUCCAAUGCCGGCUAUGCUAUUAGAUUCCGAGAAGAAAAACUAAUGAGAGAGGUCACUCGUCACUUUGAGAUGCUGAGAAAAAAAUUAUAUAGACGAGAACUGCAUUUGAAGUCUUUGAUAAAAAACAAAACUAAUGGUAAAAUGGAAGUACUUGAAGGAAAGAGAAAAAAAUGUUCUGAGUUUAUUGUUACAAUAGAGGCUGCACGUUCAUCAUGUCAAAGUGUACAGAGUUUAUCAGACCAUGAAGUAUUGGAGGUCAAGGAAGUAUUGCAGGAGAAAGUAAGGAAACUAACAGAUGAUGCCAAUAGCUACAGUGUGCAAGCCACUGUUGAAGAUGAUCUGUUUUGUCAGUUAGACUUGACCUUGUCAGAUACUAUUAUGCAGUAUGGUGUGGUGGGAGAAGACUCUGGAAAGGCUGCUGCCCUGUAUAAUGGUAGUAGUAGUAGUGGAGACAGUACAGAGGGAGCUAGUGGUGGUAGCAGUACUAGUAGUAGUUCAACUCCAGAAACUAGCAGUACAGAAGAAAGUAACCAUGAUGUGAACAGAUAUCAACUCCCAACAAGAACAAACAAAUCUUUGACAGCAUGA